Plasmodium malariae is the source of this 1413-nucleotide messenger RNA. It is a transcript of the gene RRP5, whose product is annotated as rRNA biogenesis protein RRP5, putative. Bases 1 to 1413 code for a protein of 470 amino acids. The record is from RefSeq and is a predicted model, not a curated record. Gene Ontology annotation, cellular component: small-subunit processome; nucleolus. Gene Ontology annotation, biological process: rRNA processing. The transcript is spliced from 2 exons. Lineage: Eukaryota; Apicomplexa; Aconoidasida; Haemosporida; Plasmodiidae. Gene Ontology annotation, molecular function: protein binding; RNA binding.
AUGAGCCAAACAGAACUCAGUAAAGGUAAUGAAGAAAAAACGAUAAAUAAGCGCAAGAAAGAGGAGGAAAAUGGUACAGAAGCUACUAAUUCCCAAAAUAGAGAAUUAAAAAGGAAAAGGAAAAAAAUUGAAGGAAAACCCAGAACAAAAGAACUGAAUAAGACGAACCAUUUAAGCAUAUAUGCCGAAAUAAAGAAGACUCAAAAGGAAAAAAACGAAAAGAAAAAAAAACAAAGAAAUAUAAAAGAAAAAAAAAGUAAUAAAAGUAUACAAAACAAAAUUAAAAAAUCAAAAGAACUGGGAGAAAGUGAAGAAGAAAGGGAAGGAGAAAGUGGUUGUGAGGUACUUGACAAAAAGGCCCAAAAAUCCAAGCUUCAAAAGGAAAAAAACAUUAAAACAAAAAAUAGCAAAAUAAAUGGCACUAUUAAUGACAAUUGUAAAAGUAACUAUGAUAGCAACUACGAUAGCAAUACAGACGACAAAAAUGAUAGUGACGUAAGUAACCACACAAGGAAAAAAUCUAAGAAGAACAAGAAAAAUAGCAAUAUAAACAAUCUCAACAGUGAGCAGGUCAGCCCGUUUGACUACGAAAGGUUACUAGUAUCGGAAAAAAACAAAAGCGCGAUUUGGAUAAGUUACAUUGUUUAUUAUUUAGAAAAAGGAAAUAUAGAUAAUGCAAGAGAAGUAGCAGAGAGAGCAUUGAAAACAAUAGAUAUACACGAAGUAGACGAAAAAUUAAAUAUUUAUUUAUGUUAUUUAAAUAUGGAAUGUGUUUAUGGGGAUAGGUUAAAUGAGAUAUUUAAAAGAGCUUUACUAUGUAAUAAUGAAAAAUCUAUAUAUUUACACACAAUUAAUAUUUUAAAAAUUAAUAAAAAGUUAAUUGAAUUAAAAGAAUUAUGUGAAGAGGCAAUUAAAAAGUUUAAAUAUUCCAAAAAAAUAUGGUCUACGUAUUUAGAAAUUUUGCAUAGUACAUAUAAAGACGAAGAAUAUGCUCAUUCAAUAUUACUAAAAUCUUUAUAUUCUUUACCAAAAAAAAAGCAUUUAAAUAUGAUUAUAAAUGCAGCUCGUUUUGAAUAUAAGUAUUCUAAUAAAGAAAGAGGAAAAGCAUAUUUUGAAAAAUUAAUUCAAGAAUAUCCUAAAAGGUCAGAUGUCUGGUUUACUUAUCUUGAUAUUCAUAUUAACUCAUUAACAAAAAAUGAAAAAAAAGAAAAACUCAAACUAAAUAUGAAUGAGCUACAAUUUAUUAGAAACAUAUUUGAACGAUUUAUUUCAAUUAAAUUUAAAACAAGAGUUAUGAAAAUGAUAUUUACCAAAUGGUUACUAUUUGAAAAAAAUCAAGGUAGUGUUAAAAGCCAAAAGUUAGUUCAAGAAAAGGCCUACAACUACGUGGAAAGCUUAAACUCCACUAGUUGA